AUGGCAGGCUUCAAGGACGAUGUGUCCGCCGUCAAUGGUCUACAAGAAGCAAGCAGCCCAGCCAAACUCUCAACCGACAUUCAGGUGCAGUCGAGCCAAUCUAUUGAGGCAUUGAAAGAUAUCCUAUAUGGAUCAACGGCAGGAAUACUGGGGAAGUUUGUGGAAUACCCAUUCGAUACUGUCAAAGUCCGUCUACAAUCUCAAUCACAUCAUCCUGGAGGCCAAUCAUUAGCAGGGCCAUUCGAUGCCUUUGCUGCUGCAUUUCGAAGUCCUGAAGGCCCACUCGUGUCUCUGUACCGGGGAAUUAGUGCCCCGUUGGUAGGCGCGGCUGUGGAGACCUCUUCACUGUUCUUCAGUUAUCGGGUUGCCCAGGACUUGGUCAUUGCCAGCACCCCCUCCUUGCGACGACAGCGAGAGCAAGGAAAUGAGAAGGUCGAAUUGCCCAUCUCUGCCCUUCUCGGUUGCGGUGCCGCCUCCGGUGCAUUCACAUCGCUCCUUCUCACCCCGAUUGAAUUGAUCAAAUGUAAAAUGCAGGUCCCAGCGACUCCUCAUAUGGCUUCAGAGCUGGGUUAUUCCAACCCGAAGCCACCAGGUCCAUUGCAGCUCAUCCGGGCAGUAUUCAGGAACCAUGGCCUGCUGGGUUUCUGGCAUGGUCAGCUGGGCACUUUGAUACGAGAAACUGGCGGCUCGGCAGCAUGGUUUGGCUCUUAUGAAGGCGUGAAAAUGUUAUUCCUCCGAGCGGAUUCCUCGCUUUCAAAAAUAUCAGACGUCAAGGUCUGGCAACAAAUGCUUGCUGGUGCUGCGGCAGGCAUGUCGUACAAUUUCGUCUUCUAUCCCGCAGACACUAUAAAAUCUCGCAUGCAGACUGCCACUGUUGACACCGUUGGAGCAAAGCAGAUGAGCUUCGUCACCACAGGCCGCCAACUGUGGCACGAGCAGGGUUUGAGGGGUUAUUACCGUGGCUGUGGCAUCACAGUUUUUCGAUCUGCACCUAGCUCUGCUAUCAUUUUCAGCAUUUACGAGGCAUUACGACGAUAUUUUGGCUGA
This is a messenger RNA of Exophiala aquamarina CBS 119918, 1047 nucleotides long. RefSeq lists its product as uncharacterized. Bases 1 to 1047 code for a protein of 348 amino acids. The transcript has a single exon. Lineage: Eukaryota; Fungi; Ascomycota; Eurotiomycetes; Chaetothyriales; Herpotrichiellaceae. The record is from RefSeq and is a predicted model, not a curated record. Gene Ontology annotation, molecular function: L-ornithine transmembrane transporter activity. Gene Ontology annotation, biological process: mitochondrial L-ornithine transmembrane transport.